CAUUGUAACGGAUCGCAGUCACGGACGCUUGGAUUAAGGGCCAUAGUACCCUCAGUGUCAUCUGUGUGUGAGUGUGCGUUUGUGUGACCGGUUAACAAAAAAUAAAAUUAACAACAAAAAACCCCCAUUAAACCCCCAAAAUCGCCACCCAAGCGUGAGCGGUUCAAAAGUGAUUCAGUGUAACAGUUGAGAGUUCGAAAAAUCACUUUCGAAAUGAUAUCAAGCGAAAUGUGAUCGAAAACAGCUGAUUAACUGCGUGCAGAACAGCAUUUAACCAAAACAAAGUGAUCUCGAGAAAAGUGUUUCACUUAAUCGCUCAUUUAGCAAAGAACAAAGAUCAUCACCUCUCAAUAAAGUCACAAAAAAUAUAAAACGGAUCAGGAAGCCAUUCGAAACAAAAAUCCGUCAGAAAUCAACAAUCAACAUGUUUGGCCCUCUCAAUUUGCUGGCCGCUCUGUUUUUCAUCGGCACACUGAAAGAUUUCAGCGUGACUGGCCUGAGACUGACCGAGGUCCGCAUUCCGAUGUACGUGAUUAAGGGUUCCGUGGCGCAGUUGGAGUGUCUGUACGAUCUGGACGGCGAGGCCCUCUACUCGGUGAAAUGGUAUAAGGAUGGCAACGAGUUCUACCGCUAUGUGCCGCGGGACAUGCCGCCUGCCCAGACCUUCCUGCUGCCUGGUGUUAACGUCGAUUUGCACAACUCGAGCGACGCGAUUGUUACGCUGCGCAACGUCAAUCUGCAGUCGGCGGGCCGCUUCCGGUGCGAGGUUUCUGGCGAGGCGCCCUCCUUCCAAACGGUCACCGAGCACGGCGACAUGAUUGUUGUGUGUCUUCCCCACGAAGAGCCAAAAAUCACUGGUGGACGACCGCGAUACCAGAUAGGAGACUAUGUGAGGGUCAAUUGCACCGCUGGAAGCUCGAAACCGGCCAUAAAACUAUCCUGGCAAGUAAAUGGAGAGCCUGUUGAGCAGCAGAAGCUACGGAAAUACGAUAACAUUGUUUCGGGACGAGAGGGUCUUGAGAAAUCUGUGCUGGGCCUAUAUUUCCGAGUGGAACAGCAUCACUUCCGCAAUGGCGAUAUGAAGCUUAAGUGCAUAGCCGAGUUGUCGACCUUGUACUGGCGGAGCAACGAGGAGUCCGUGGAGGGCGACCGGCCGCAGAAGGCGCCCGUGCUCGAGUCCCGGGAAACGGUCUUUGCCAGCAACUCGCGCGCCGAUCCCGUCCAAGGUAUGUCUUACCGGGAACUGUUUGUGACCAAAAUCUUAUCGCUCUUGUUCGUCCAUCCAAACGCAGCCAGUUCGACGGCUCCGCCGCCCACGACAGCCGCGCCCCUCGUCCUCCUACUUCCGGUGGCGCUGGCGGUGGUAUUGGCAACCCUGGCGCAGGGGAUCGCCAACGAAAUAGAUAUAGAUAAGAUAUCGAUGGAUGGGACAGCCCCCGGAGGGAUAGCUAUAGCGAAUGGAGCUCGACAGGCGAGUGAGUUGCUGGCUGACCGCGAGGAGGAAAUUCGCAGGACGAGAGCCGGAAAAUCCGCGACGCAGCUGGAAAGCAUGGCUUUGACUGCACGGUAGCUGCAUUAAGUCACCAGGCGGCUAUUUCCCUCCACAGCACACACACACUUUUCACCGAUUUUUCCGUCUUCGCUUUGCAUAGAAAAACAAACAAAGAAACUCAAUGAAAAUAAAAAACAGGAAAUGAACAAAAAAAGAACAAAGAAAUUUAAGCAAACGAAAGAAAUGCUGCUAAUUUAUUUAUGCCGUUAAAGAAAGCUUUCAUGAAUUUAAUUUUAAAAACACAAAAAACCAAAACUAUCUAGAGCAUAAAUUACAAAUACUUGUGUGAGAUCGAGAAAAAUUGUAUGUGAAAAUGCGUGCAAAUGUUUUAACACUCUACGGAAAUGUUAGGACCCGUGGCGAAAGAUGAAAAAACCAUUGUAAAUAGUUAAUGUUUAAUAUAUAUAUUUAUGUAACUGUAUUGUAUGUUAUUAAUUGUUAAGCUCACUCACAUACAAAACAGAAUUUAAAUAUCACACGUAUGGAUUAGAGGGAAAAUGAAUGGAAAGUCCUUCUACAAAAGUUGGUCAAGGCAAAAUACGAGUUUAAUGAAAUAAGAAAAUGAAGAAUAAUUAUGAAUAUAUAGGAGAAAGUAUUGGUAAGAAUUUCUUAGCUAAGUGAAAACUAAGAAUUUUAGGCAAACUCACAGGUCGGAUAAAUUGUGAGCGCUACAGUGCAUAGCGAAAGUAUUGGCCUAUAUAACUCUAUACUUUAUGAUUUAUGCCUAAAAAAAACCCAAGCAAUGCUGGCUUGCUAAAAUAAAAGAACAUUUUUUUAAUAACUACAUAAUUUCCAAUUGACAUCUUCAAUAAAAUUGGCUCAAAAAUUAGUAAACUUUCGUUAAGUACUGUAGAACCGCCACGCAAAUUCAUUCACAACAACUAAAAAUAUGUCUUCGUUGAAUAGAUGAUUUUUCUAUAAAAUUUCGUUGUUCGUCAAGCAUGGAUUAAAUAAUGUGAAAUUGUAAUUAGUUAAACAAGAAUAAUGCUACAGAUAAGAAAUCACAUAAUAAGCAAACCAAAAAAGCACUUAAUUUUAAAUUAAACGAAAACAAAAAAAUAAAUGUAAAGAGAGAAAGCUAAUCAAAGUUAGGAAUUAAAACUUGGUGACUGUUGGAAACGUCUUAAAACUAACAAAAACAUAUCGUACAUUUAUAUGAAUUGCCAAAGUCUUAAUGGGUAUUAACUAAAAGCGAGUGCGUGCUUCUGAGUGUGUUUGAUCCUUCCUGAAAAAAAAACUAUUAUCAUUCCGGGUUCGACUUAGCCAUCAUCCACAGGAAAUGUAAACCGUUUAGUUGGCCAAAUAUUAGAAAACAAUAGCAAAAGUCAAAAGAACAUGGGUAAUGAAAGCAAAUUUAAACAAUAGCAAAAUGAUUGUGAUGAAGCCUUAAUAACAAAGUAGAACUCAAUUCAGACGUGAAAUGAAGUGAAAUGAAACGAAAUCAAAUGAAAUGAAAUGGAUUUUAUUGUGUAAAUAGAAAGGCGCUUUGUCCAUGGAUUCCAUACUGUUUUCCCCAUUGAUGUCCAUAAAUUCUGUGUGUAAAUAUGAUUAUGAGCUAACUAAAUCAGAGUUAAGACGUCAUCGGCAGAAAAACAAAAAUCACAGAAACGAAACAAAAUAAAGAGCCAGAGCCAAUUUUAAUAAUAAGCGAAAAACAAUGAAAAAAUAUUAAUUAUACAUUUAAAUAUUGAUGAGCGGACAUUCAAAUGCUAAUUGAGUACAAUUGUGGGCGACUGAGUGGGUGAUUGUGUGUGCGGUUGCGAAUUAAAAUAGGAAUAGUUUAUAUUUAAAUACACACACAUACAAAUACAUAUAUAAAUCUGCAUUGUUGUCAACUGUAACUGUUUUUUAAGUCUUAUUUAAUAUCGAUGCCAUUAACUGCAAUUAACGGGAAAAUUACUAAAAACAAAAACUUAAAAACAAUGCAAAAGUACUAAAAAAAAUCUAUAAAUUGCAUUAACGUUAAUUCGAAAAACAAAACAUAAAUGUGUGGUAAUUGUAAGUGUAAAUUAUUUGUGUAUUUAAAUAACAACUUUUAGAUGUAUAAAAAGUGCAAGAAAAUAAAAAGCAAAAUGCAUUCGAAUCUAUAUGAUAAACUCUAUGUGAAACCGUAAACAAUUCAAACCUAACAAGCUGCCACGUAAGCAAAUAGGAAUUAUUUACAACUCAACUCAAAUCAAAUGCCAUAAAGUAACUUCAACUGAAUUUAAAUGCCAGACGAAGGGGAGAAGUCUCUGUAAAUAUCUUUAAGCCUCAUUCAAUGUGCGAACCUUACUCGCAGGCAAUUUAAAACGGAACGAAGAAUUGUGAAGUAAAACGAGUGGAAAUUCAU
Molecule: messenger RNA, 3884 nt
Organism: Drosophila subpulchrella
Lineage: Eukaryota; Metazoa; Arthropoda; Insecta; Diptera; Drosophilidae
Gene: beat-IIIc
Exons: 6
Coding region: 425-1570 (381 amino acids)
Source: RefSeq, a predicted model, not a curated record